This is a messenger RNA of Macaca mulatta (Rhesus monkey), 682 nucleotides long. RefSeq names its product COMM domain containing 6 (gene COMMD6). Gene Ontology annotation, molecular function: NF-kappaB binding. The record is from RefSeq and is marked provisional. Lineage: Eukaryota; Metazoa; Chordata; Mammalia; Primates; Cercopithecidae.
CGGAAGUGCUGGUCGGGAGCGUUCUCUCGAGUCCGGGGCGCACCUAGCGGACGCUGCCCAUGGAGGCGUCUAGCGAGCCGCCGCUGGAUGCUAAGUCCGAGGUCACCAACCAGCUUGUAGAUUUUCAGUGGAAACUGGGUAUGGCUGUGAGCUCAGACACUUGCAGAUCUCUUAAGUAUCCUUAUGUUGCAGUGAUGCUAAAAGUGGCAGAUCAUUCAGGCCAAGUAAAGACCAAGUGCUUUGAAAUGACGAUUCCACAGUUUCAGAAUUUCUACAGACAGUUCAAGGAAAUUGCUGCAGUUAUUGAAACGGUGUGAAGACGGAUUCUUUGGUUGAUAAAUUGCUAUCAUUCUAAAGUCAUGGACUUCACUUUCUGCAACAAAACCACAUAAGGAUGGAACAUUUAUUGAAUGAAAAAUGCACUUUUGUUUUUCCAUUUUUUUAAAUAAUAAAAAUCAGAUAAACAGGAAUUGGGUAGUGGUAAUAAAUGCACAACUUUGUGAAUGUGCUUUAUAAAAGUGACUGAAUUAGACACUUUAAAGGGUGUACUUGGUGAUAAUGUGAAUGAUAUAAUCAGACUAACAUUUGAAUCAUUGCUAUUGGAGGCAGCACAAAUUUAUGUGUUAUACAACAGUAGUUUAAAAACUUGUACUGGAUGGAACCCAUUUUAUAAACAAUCUUG